AUGCAGGGUACUCCAAGUUAUUUGAAUAUGACAAGCCAUACUUUGCUUGCCGGGGAUAGUAUAGUGGCAGCAAGUGUGAAUGGUCCAUACCGCAUGCUAUUAUCUUUUUCUGCAGCAACCAGAUUACAAUUCAAACAAGCAAUUGACACAGGUAUGUUGAACGAUGGACUUCAAUCCUUUAUAUCAAGGAUUAAUUACUUCUUUAGUACAUAUGCUGUGCUAUGUUUUAUAACGGCUCUGAUGCUCAAUAGGUUGGUGGUGAUGUCUUCCUUAAGAUCAUCUGCCCCCAUGAUCAAAUUACCAAAUACUGCAAAGAUAAUAUUACAUUCCAUGACCACCUUAUUACUAACAGUAUGCUUUGUAUUAAUCACAUCGUCAACUUAUUUAAAUCGUCCUUAUUAUCUCCUCACCACCGAGGAAGGUUCACAACGUGUGGAAGUCAAUAAAAUGCCUACGCUUUCUUCAAUCCAUAACUUGGAUUCUUCUUUGAAAUUAACGUUUGUAAGUAUUGCAUUAUCUCAUUUUAUUGAGACACUUUUGACUGUCACGUCCCAUUCUACUCCAUUGGAAGAGUCGGAUUUCACAAUUUUUGAAUUAUCAGUACAGUUCUAUUCAAUUACCAAUGGAUUAUUGUUAGAUUCCAAUACAACUAAUGGUAAUGAAAUCCAAAUAUCAAAAUUCACUUCAGAGAUCUCAACUCUUUAUAUUAGAGAUUCAUUAAUUGAUUGUCUCUUGGGUGUUGCCGGUAGAAUUCUUAUCCAUUUAGUGGAAUUAUUCAAUAUUAGAAAAUAUAGAUUAAUUGGUAGUUCAAUCAUUUCAGUGGUACAUAUGACUUAUCUUCUGAAAAGAAUCUUUAAUAAUGGGUUAUUCAGUUUACCAAUUUUGAUCCUUUUCAGGCAUUUACCCAAAUUAUUUUCUACAUUGUAUGUGUGUGUAUCCAUAGAAUGCUAUUAUCUAGCAGUAUUCAUUAGAGGUAAGUUUAAUAGUCGAUCUGAUUUGAAAUUCAAUUUGUUCAUGUCAAAUUGGUGGACUCAUUUGAACUGUACGGGCGAACAAGAUUAUCCAAUGGUUAUUGCCAAAUUUGCUCUAUUAUUAUCAAAUGAUUUGAAUAAUAUUAAAAUGGGUCUUAAUAAUGAAUAUCCAAAUAUAAAUUUACCAAAUGAAAUGAAUCCAACUUUUUUGAAAUUAGUUUCUCCAUAUAAUAAUGAAAUUUUAACUAUUCCAGAUGAUUCCACUUUACUGUCAGAUAAUAUUUUAUUAAAUAAUAAUAAUUUGACAAAUGGUAAUGGUAAUUCAAUAUUGUUGACAUAUGCACCAAAUGAACGUCUUUUCCCCAGAAAAAAUUUUUAUAAUGCAUUUUCUGCUACCAUUGGAUUUAUUAAAUUCCCCUUCAUAAAAUUAUUUGGCAAGAACUCAACAAAGAAUAAAGAUACAAAUUUUAAUUCGAAAAAACAUUCCAAAUCUUCAAAAAAUAAAAGAUCGAAAAAGGAUCGUAGUGCUACUCCAAGUUCAAGGGAAGGCACACCUUCAGAUUUAAACGAUCUAAUUACAGAGAACAAUUAUUCCAGUUUCUUAAUUAGACCUUUUUCUGAAAAUUCUAAAGUUGAGGUGGACCCUAAUUUAUUUUUACUGCCUGAUAAUGAUACAUCUGAAGACUAUACACUUAUAGAUAAAAAAGAAGAAGAACAACAACAAGAAGACGACGAUGAAGAACUUCUUUCACAACAUGAAGAUGAUCAAUUAGAAUUACAAAAAGAAGUGGUAGAUCUUCUAAUACCAACUGAUAACGAUCCAACUUGGUUAUCGUCCAUUCUUACAUAUUUAAAUUUUUCCAAAUCACGUACUACUCGUACCCAAUUCGCUCAAUUAUAUCCAAAUGCUGUAAUUCAAUCAGUUUUAUUACAAAACUUUUAUUCGCAUGCUCAUUCCAAAGAUGAUGAGAGAAAAACAACUACACAUUCAAACUCUUCAGAAGAUGACCCUGAAAUGGAUUGGGAUAUUGAAACUUGCUGUGUCGUUUGUAAGAUGAAUAAGAGGAAUAUUAUCUUAUGGCCAUGUAAGUGCCUGGCUCUUUGUGAAGAUUGUAGAAUUAGUUUAGGGCUUCGGAGGUUUGACAAAUGUGUUUGUUGUAGAUCAAAAGUAAAUGGCUAUAGUAAAAUUCAUAUUGUUUAA
Henningerozyma blattae CBS 6284 is the source of this 2172-nucleotide messenger RNA. RefSeq names its product putative ubiquitin-protein ligase ASI1 (gene ASI1). Lineage: Eukaryota; Fungi; Ascomycota; Saccharomycetes; Saccharomycetales; Saccharomycetaceae. Bases 1 to 2172 code for a protein of 723 amino acids. The record is from RefSeq and is a predicted model, not a curated record. Gene Ontology annotation, biological process: ubiquitin-dependent protein catabolic process; protein ubiquitination. Gene Ontology annotation, molecular function: ubiquitin protein ligase activity. The transcript has a single exon.